Volvox carteri f. nagariensis is the source of this 399-nucleotide messenger RNA. RefSeq lists its product as uncharacterized. Lineage: Eukaryota; Viridiplantae; Chlorophyta; Chlorophyceae; Chlamydomonadales; Volvocaceae. The transcript is spliced from 3 exons. The record is from RefSeq and is a predicted model, not a curated record. The coding region runs from base 1 to 399 and encodes 132 amino acids.
AUGGCAGCCACAACUACUAACCACCUUAUUGCCAGCCAUCGACACAUCGAGGCACACAAUGAUUCCAACGCAAGAAUGCCCCGACGAUCGGCUAUUGCUGAGAAGGAAGAGAAGAAGAUCCCCGCCAUUAAUGCCUCUGCGGACGAUAUCGCCAAGGCUGGCGAGGUCCUAUCGCCACCGUCACCGUCGUCAUCGUACUUAUCGUCCGCUGUUGCGUUCGUACUCCUGGAUCCCUCUCCAAGGGAACUGCGCCGACGGCUCCGAAACCGUGAACGCGCCGGCGGGCAUUUCAUGAAAGCCUGUCUGCUCGAUUCGCAGCUUGCAGCUCUGUCCUACAGUGAAGACGAGCUGCUCGCGCAUAUCCGCGAUGGAAGUACAUCGACAAAUCAACAACAAUAA